Molecule: messenger RNA, 1329 nt
Organism: Neofelis nebulosa (Clouded leopard)
Lineage: Eukaryota; Metazoa; Chordata; Mammalia; Carnivora; Felidae
Gene: TGIF2LX
Product: TGFB induced factor homeobox 2 like X-linked
Exons: 1
Coding region: 150-863 (237 amino acids)
Biological process (GO): regulation of transcription by RNA polymerase II
Molecular function (GO): DNA-binding transcription factor activity, RNA polymerase II-specific; RNA polymerase II cis-regulatory region sequence-specific DNA binding
Source: RefSeq, a predicted model, not a curated record
GCAGUUAGGAGCACUAUUUAUCUGCUUGGGAAGUGAAAGGUGAAACUUCCCCUUAGAGACCUGUCCAUGCCUUCUUCACUGGUUCUCCCAAACCCACAUUAAUCCUAAUUCAGCCAUUCCUAAUUCCCAAAAGAGUGAAGACAGGACUCAUGAACAUGGAAGACUCUGAAGAAAGCCCAACAGAGAAGCAAAGCCUGGCUCAAGGCACCUCAAUCACAUUGAAUAGUGACACUGGUACAGAUAAAGUUCUUGCCUCACUAGAGGGUAAGAGGAAGCGGAAAGGGUACUUGCCAACUGAAUCAGUGAAGAUUCUCCGUGACUGGCUAUAUGAACACCGGUUUAAGGCCUACCCUUCAGAAGCAGAGAAGCAAAUGCUGUCUGAGCAGACUAAUUUGUCUUUCCUGCAGGUCUCAAACUGGUUUAUCAAUGCCCGCAGACGUGUUCUUCCAGAAAUGCUUCAACAGGAUGGAAACGACCCCUAUCAGAUCACCAUGUACCACCAAAAAGGCAAGUCUGCUGAUAUGACCCAUAAGCAGAACACAGAUUCGUCUAUACAGGCCAGGUCAGGGCCCAGAGAUCCAGACAAGAUGCAGUGGCUGCCCCUGAGCAUCCCUGUAAUGGACCAGCCGUUGGAGGAGAAGCUGCUGGAUCUAGAGUUGUCUACAGGCCAGAAGCUCACCCCAAAGGCCCAGCCAAAAAAAAAGGUCAAGAUUUCUACUAAUGAGCCUGUGCUUAUGUCAUCUUCCAAACCUGUGUUAACAGAAGAGUACAAUGACUUCAGCAGCUUCCAGCUGCUGGUAGAUGCAGCCAUGCAAAAGGCUGAAGAACUGGAGCUACAGAAGAAGCAAGAGUCCAAUCCAUGAUAUCCAAUGUCCCUAAAAUUAUCAAGUAGUUAGUCCCUUGUCUACAGCAGUAUAUCCAUUUGUGCUCCUCCAACUAAUGAAUAGUUUUAUAUUUUAUAGAGACCUUUGCCUUCUAGGCGUUUCAUAAGAACCAUUACUGGCUAUUGGGACCCAAUUCUGCUAGAUAUUUCAGUGCUUCCAGAUGGACUUGUCAUCAUGAUUAACACUAAAAUAAAGAUACCUUCUUUACUUCUUCUACUAUCUCCUAGGUUUAAAGGCUUCAGACAAUCAGACCAAUAUACCUGAGACUAGACACAGUACUGAGACAUCGUCGGAAGCCUUGCUUUGGCUUUUCUAAUCAGACUUUUUGAUCCCAGGGUUGCUGCAAAUACCACAGCACCAAUAUUUCUCCCUCUCUCUAACUUUCCUUGUUGAUUAGCAUGAAUAAUGGAAAAGAAAGGCUAUAUAAAAGAUGACUAUAACAGCA